Messenger RNA from Chenopodium quinoa (quinoa), 963 nucleotides. RefSeq lists its product as uncharacterized. The transcript has a single exon. The coding region runs from base 1 to 963 and encodes 320 amino acids. NCBI's taxonomy places the organism in Eukaryota, Viridiplantae, Streptophyta, Magnoliopsida, Caryophyllales, Amaranthaceae. The record is from RefSeq and is a predicted model, not a curated record.
AUGGAUUUUGUAUCGGCGGCGGCUAAACUUAGUUUCUUAAACCCUACUUCCAUUUUUGGUUGGAAUUCGAAUGGAAGUAGUGGUGGUUUGCUUGUUUUAGGAUGGUCUAAUGAUGUAGUAAAAUGUUUAUUUUCCUCAAAAAAAUUUAUCUUAUGUAAUAUUUAUGCUAUUAAUGGAAGUAUCAAGCAUGUGCUUUUCCUCUAUGGAGAACCUCAAGUAGGAAAUAGGAAAUUGAUAUGGGAACAACUUCAAUGGUUCUUAGAAGAAUUCAAAAAUGUAUUAGUUAUAGGAGAUUUCAAUCAACUAGAAAGCGGAAGUGAUAAACUAGGAGGAUCAACCCGAAUAAGAGGGUUAGAUGAUUUUCUGGAUUGGAGGUUUAGUAGCAAUGUUUCAGAGGUGCCUUUCUCGGGUCCAAGAUUCACUUGGAGUAAUAUGAGAGAGGGAAGUGAACUCAUUCUAGAACGUCUAGAUCGAGCCUACAUUACCGAAGAAUGGUUCAAUCAUUCACCGAAUGGGAAAGUAAUUCAUGAACCAAUUGCAUGCUCCGACCAUGCGGCAAUUACCUACUAUGCUACCCCCAAAACAACUUCAUCAAAUAGACCAUACCAAAUUGAAAGUUGGUGUCUCUCUUUUCCUGACGUUAUAGGGAUUGUUCAAAACUCUUGGAGGGAGGAAGUUCAGGGCUCGCACAUGUUUCAACUUUCUAGGAAGCUAGAAUGGGUGCGAUCGAGACUGCAACAAUGGUGUCUGGUUAACAAGAAAAGUUGGGGUAUUAAUUGGAGAAAGAUGACAAAGUUUCUCCAAGUCUCAGGGGAAAACAUAACCUCGUUGCAGGAGGGAGAGAAUUACAUUCAGUGUAUUAAUUCAAUUAUUCCAGAAAGCAAGCUGGGUUACGCUUUCUGGAGACAGAGAAUGAAGACUAAUGGGAUUAGAUUCGGGGAUUGUCCAACUUCAGUAAUGUAG